Messenger RNA from Contarinia nasturtii (swede midge), 2127 nucleotides. RefSeq names its product ran-binding protein 3 (gene RanBP3). NCBI's taxonomy places the organism in Eukaryota, Metazoa, Arthropoda, Insecta, Diptera, Cecidomyiidae. Bases 327 to 1664 code for a protein of 445 amino acids. Gene Ontology annotation, biological process: protein export from nucleus. Gene Ontology annotation, molecular function: GTPase activator activity. The record is from RefSeq and is a predicted model, not a curated record. Gene Ontology annotation, cellular component: nuclear pore; cytoplasm. The transcript has 2 exons.
GUAGUUGUCAAACAAUGCUUCAUUCUUUUCGUGUAAAUUUUGUGCAAAUGAAAAUUCUCUUGAAUAUGAAGCAUAGAAGUUUGUUCACCAUUUAGUUAAAAUCAGUAAUUCGGCGUUUGGAAUUUGUCCAGUGGCACAACGACAUCAUUUAAUACUGCUUGAUUUCAAUUGUCAGUUGAAAGAGACAAUAUAUUGUUCAAUCGAUUUGUUACAUACGCGCGAUAAGUAAAAUCAAGUCAAAAGGACAGCUGAUCAAAGUUUUUUUGUUACUUUGUACCAAUUAAAAAAAAAAACAACAACAAUAAAAAAACAACAUUUGAAGUGAAAUGUUGCGUCCGUCGGCUUUUCAAAACAAUGGUAGUGCGGAGACGGCGUCAUCAUCCAAAUCGAUUCUCAGACCAUCAUCGUUUCAAUUGGCACCGAGCACUUUAUCAACGGCCAAUAAUUCCAAUAACAAAAGUGAAUGCAGCAAUGAACCGAGCACUACUUCACACUCCGAUUCGCCAUUUGAAUUGAAAGAGGAGAAACAAAGUACAAGCACAUCGAAUGAAUCAACAAAAGAAGACGAUUCAAAAAUUUCAAGCACAACCAAUAACGAUGGUGAUAACAAUGGUGAAAACAGUGAUGAAACAAAAGUGAUACCAAAUCCAUUCAACAAUAGUAAAGUAAAGGGUACCGAACACGAUGAGGACGACGAUGAAACCGAUUCAGCAUCAAAACCAAGCGAUGACGAUAAAUCGAAGCAACAACCAACACAAGAGAAAAAACCGGAUUUACUAGAUGGUAGCAAUUUAUUUGCGGCGAAUACGAAAAGUUUAUUUGCGUCUGCCGCAUCAAAAUCACCAUUUUUAGCCGCAAACAAUGGUAGCGAAAGUAGUUUUGUAUUUGGCCAAAAUAUUCAUGAGCGUAUUGUUGGUGUGCCCGACACCAGUGUAUCGAGUGCAUCAUCAAGUGCGGACGAUAAUCACAGUGAUUCGUCCAGUGGUUCAAAAUUAUUUGCUGUGAGCAGUGCAUCAACAAGCGAAGCAACAUCGGCUGGCGGUGGAAGUGGCGGUACCGGUGGUGGUGGCGGUUCAACAAAUGGUGCCGAACCAAAAGAAAGUAGCACCGUUGAAGAUUUAACAAAAGUGGCACGAGAAUAUGAGGAGAGUCGUGCACAAAAACGUAAAUUGGAUGCGGUUGAAACAUUUACGGGCGAAGAGGAUGAAGUGAAUGUGGUUGACAUGAGCUCUAGACUAUUUGCAUUUGUUGCAUCGAAUUAUGAACAACGUGGACCAGGUAGUUUACGUUUGAAUGAUGUAAAAACAGAUGAUGCCAGAUCACGUGUUGUGUUUCGUACGUUGGGCAAUUUUCGUGUAUUGCUCAAUACAAAGGUGUGGGGCGGAAUGAUUGUUGAGAAACCGAGUCAAAAAAGUCUGCGAUUUACGGCCAUCGAUUCAAAUGAUGGUGCGGUGAAGAUAUAUCUAGUGAUGGCACGACCCGAUGAUAUAAACACAUUAUAUUCGGCGCUCAAGAAACGAAUUGAAAUCGAACGAAAACGCGAAAAAACCGAAGAAUCAACAUCAGCAUCAUCAUCAUCUGCGAAUGACGAGGCAAACACGUCAAAAGAUAGCCAUCACGAAACCGACGAACAACCAGAUGCGAAAAAAGAUCGAAAAUCUUAAUUCCAUUCAACUAUAUAUUUCUACGCUGCACCGCAUUUUAAUUCAAAUGAUAAAAAAAAAAACACUUGAAAAUCAUACUAUGUUAUUAUACACGUUGACCACUGAUGUCAACGCAAGAUACAAUGUAUCGAUGAAUAGUAAUAAUAAUUCGUCAACAACAACAAAAACAAAAGAGCAUUGCAAACAAAAGAAGUCCGAAAAAUAUUCGACCAUCAAAUGGGUCAAUUUGCUAGAGCGAUUUUUUCGAACUUCUUUAUCUAAAUUCUACCCAGUGAUGAAUAAAAUCCAUUUUAAAAUGAUACUAUUUAAAUUCUGAAUAAAUUUCAGUGUGUUGUAAGUUGUUGAUGAAAGCAUCGCUUUUUCAAACUUACCGCCAUUCUCAAUUUGAACAAUCGCACCAUUUAUGAAGACACAAAUAAAACAAAAUAAAAAAAAAGUCAAUUCAUAAAUAAAGAAAAUUCAA